Ichthyophthirius multifiliis is the source of this 1092-nucleotide messenger RNA. RefSeq lists its product as hypothetical. Gene Ontology annotation, cellular component: RNA polymerase II transcription regulator complex. The transcript is spliced from 3 exons. Gene Ontology annotation, biological process: regulation of transcription by RNA polymerase II. NCBI's taxonomy places the organism in Eukaryota, Ciliophora, Oligohymenophorea, Hymenostomatida. The record is from RefSeq and is a predicted model, not a curated record. Gene Ontology annotation, molecular function: DNA-binding transcription factor activity, RNA polymerase II-specific; protein dimerization activity; RNA polymerase II cis-regulatory region sequence-specific DNA binding.
AUGAAAUUUUAUAAUAAAAAAAAAGAAAAAAUAAAUAAUUUAUUUAAUUUUAUUAAUUUAAAAAUAAAAACAUCAUAAUUUAAUAGUAUAUAAUAUAUUAUAUAUAAUUAUUAUUAUUUUUUUUUUAAAAAAAAUAAUUUAUUAAAAAAAAAAAAAAAACUAAAAAAAAAAAAAACAAAUGAACGGAAAACGAAAAUAAAAUUAAGAAAUGCAAUCAUCUUUAACAAAUAAUUUAUUAGAAAAAAAAUAAAAUAAGAAUUAUAAUAGGAAGAGAGUACACAUUAUUCACAUACUUAAUAAAAAAUUUGUUAGACAUACCAAGAUACAUAAAAUGAGGAAGAAUACGAUGAACCUUUAGAAUAAGAAUAAGAAGAUGAAUUUAAUUCUUAAAAUAAAUAGGCAUAAAAAGGUUCUCGUUAAGAUAAUUCAUUAAGCGUUCUUACAAAAAGGUUCAUUCAACUUAUUUAAUAAUAAAAGAAUUAAACAAUAGAUUUAAAUGAAGCUGUUAAAUUAUUAAAAGUAUAAAAACGUAGAAUAUAUGAUAUUACUAAUGUUUUAGAAGGAAUCGGAUAUAUAGAAAAAGUACACAAAAAUAAAUUGAAAUGGGUCGGCGGUACAGAUGAUCCUGAACUUCAAUAAGAAAUAAGCUAAAUGAGAUAAGAACUAGAAUAAUUAGAUAAAUAAGAAAAGGAAAUGGAUUAAUGGAUAAACCAUUUACAUGAAAGUUUGAAAAAUACAUUUAAUAAUUCUGAUGAAACAUCUAAAUAUGCAUAUUUAACAUAAGAAGAUUUUAAAAAUAUAUCUAAAAAAACAUAAUAAGAAUCAAAUGAAAAUAUGUUCAUUAUAACUGCUCCUAAAGGAACUACUGUAGAAGCUCCUGUUAUGGAAUAAGGAGUUUAAUAUGAAUUUCCGUUUUAAUUAUUUUUAAAUAGUAAAAACGGAUAAAUGGAGAUUUUCUUAUGUACUGAUGAUAAUAAUGACUCUGAUGAAUAAUUAAAUUAAUAAUAAAAUGAAUGUUUAAACGACUUUAAUAGUUAACAAUCUAAUAUUAAAGCUGAAACUGAAUGAUCUUGUAGAAAUAUUUUUUACUCU